AUGGAGGUUAGGGGCACCACUUUCGGAGCGAACCAGCAGAAACAUAAAAAUGCAAUCGCCUCCAUACUUAGCGAGCUGAAAAGGCUCAACGACGCAACCGAGACGGCCUCGAAGGGAAGGCAAGAGGCAAAGAGCAAACUGCCUAAUACGCUUAUUCUUGAAGAGGUUUCGGCCCCUCCGUUUGGAGUCCGCCAGAAUUCCACCGUGCUGUUCGCCGGUGUAUCACCAGGCUCGCCAUCCGGCUAUACCGACAACGUUCAGAUCAGGCUGCUGAGAAACGACAAGACGCUCACGGAGCUCCAAGGAUUUACUGACUACCGGUCGUUUUGUGGACGAUCUCCUAUAGCGCCGCAGGCGUCCUCGGCCCUCAAGUCCAGAAUACGACAGCUCUUUGCACGAGCGCAGCCCGCCGAGCAGAAGAAGGCUGACGUCGACGCCCUAUUGGAGCAGGUAUCGGAGGUUGAGUACUUCUCUGCCCCCCUUGCAGGCAUCAAGGACCAUCUCACGACGCUCAUCCAAGGAUAUCAUGCUAGACCGCAUACAGAAGAUGCUCUUCUGGCUCGCGAACUCGGCCUGUCCGAGACCGAUAUCAGGCACGUCGCCGCCUCUUCCAGCCAGGCGCCGUACGAAAAGCUCGCCCAGAUCCGCGGCCACGAUGUGACCCAUAAGCCCUUAAAGCCUGUGACGCACGGCCAGUUUGUCUUUACAAAGUUGCACAUUGUCGACAAAUCAGGCAUCAUUUCCUACUACAGCCUACGAAGCGGACUCGAAGCCGGGAGUCUGUCAGUUUGUUCAGGUCCCCCGCGGAUCAACCAAACCGCCCGGCUGAAUGCCACCUUUGUUGUCGAGGUCGAGAACAGCAGCAGAUUUCAUCCCAUCGGCCCGCUUGAAAACCCUAUCUGGGGCUGGAUCACGGUCAAUAAUCUGGACAAACCACUGCUAAUCUUCAAUGCCGAGGGACUUUUCGUCCGCGAGUUUUGCCUGCUUCCUGACUCUCACUCAGUCGCAGCACCGUCACCGCCGCCCGAAGUCCACGGCGGGAAACCAACGACCAGAAGACUUACUAUCCUGGUCGAGAACCUCCUCUCGUUUCCAUAUGCUCUGGGAAUGCUCACUAUGCUUGAGGCAGCCUACCAGGCCACCAGCUCGAGCACGGCUGAGCACGCAGACUUUCUCCCUGCGGGAUUCGGUCGCGCUUUUUGUCUCGCCGAAUUUGGCUGCUCCAUCGAGCUGGCACAUCCGCCCCUCGAGAAUCGAAGUAUACAAUACCCCCAACCUCCCGAUAUGGCCCUCGAGUCGUACAAGUUUCCCGUCGGUCUCGGAAACGCCGACGCGGGCUUCGAUGGGCUCGCGGGCUACUUCGACACGAUUCGGGAUCCGCAGAUGAAGGAUAUAUACAGUGCCUUCGGUGACGAGCGGAAGCCUGACUUGGAGGCGCCCGGUCCUCACGUCAACCCGUUACUCAGAUCUCCGCCGUCACCUCUCGAGCUUACUCCGUAUCACAUCUCUGCUCUGGACACUGAGGUUGGUUUCUUCGCCGCCGCAAACCAGGCCAAGUUGCAGCUUCGUGGUGUGAUACUUGAACCCAUGCGAUCCCUACACCUGUACACGGGCGGCCUCUUUCCAAUGAAAGAGGUUGCCCUGCCUCGCUGGGCUGCCGGUUCUGCCAUGAAAGAAAUGCACGCUUUCUUCUUCGCCGGACCCUUAUUGGUUCCGCACCUUCCACCGCCGAAUGACAUGCGGGCCAACACAACCGCCUCUUCUUCGGAAGCGGACCAGCUGCCAUUGAACAAGAGCUCCAUGGUCGAGAUGCCCGUCUCCGGUCUUGAAGAUUGGAAGUGGUGGCAAGCUCGCGCUACUGCUGUCCCCAGCAGCGGCGGUGGUCCGCCGGUCGAUGAAAAGCCUUAA
Messenger RNA from Colletotrichum higginsianum IMI 349063, 1908 nucleotides. RefSeq lists its product as uncharacterized. Lineage: Eukaryota; Fungi; Ascomycota; Sordariomycetes; Glomerellales; Glomerellaceae. Bases 1 to 1908 code for a protein of 635 amino acids. The record is from RefSeq and is a predicted model, not a curated record. The transcript is spliced from 4 exons.